UCGAUUUGCCAGACAAACGCAAAGCGAUGCGUAUUGUGAAUUUUGUCAUUCUUAGCGUUUGGGAAACUUUUCCCUUUUUUGCAUCACAUUCUAAAGUUCAAAACGCUGUGGAGUGAAGCUAUUUAAAAGAUUGUGUUGUUGCUAUAAGGUUAUUUAAUCGGAAUCAUUGAAAAUGUCUCGCUUUUUCGCCUCGAAAGAUUCCGAGUCGGAGACCGAAUCGGAGAGCUCUGAGGACGGACCAAAAGUCGCCUCCAAGUUCCAGGCGUAUAAUCUGAGUGAUGAAGAGGAGGAAUCCAAGCGGACUCUCCGUAGCGCCAAGGAUAAACGUUUCGAAGAAAUCCAGGCCGUUAUUAAAGGCCUCAGAAAUUCGAAGAAGAUCAAAGAUGUUAACAAAGUUCUGGAAGAGUUCGACCAGUUGACGAAGGUGUUUUCCAAAUCUCAGAAGGUGAUUGAGAAGGAAGGUGUCCCGGUAUUCUAUAUUCGAUGCCUCGUGGAGAUGGAGGAUUUUGUUAAUCAAUGUUGGACGGAUAAGAAUACUUUGAAUAAAUUGAAUUUGAAAAGUUUGGGAAGUCUCAGAUCCAAGCUGCGAAAGUACAUCAAAGACUACGAGGAUCAGAUGAACAAAUUUAGAGAGAAUCCCAUCGCAUCCGAAGAGGAAGCAGUAGACGAAGCCGAAGAUGAAGACGAGGAAGAAGAAAAGUCCGAAUCGGAAGAUGAAUCCGGUGAUGAAGAUCUGAAAAAGAAGCCCGUUGCUGGAAAGAAGCCAGCGCGAACCGCGGAUGAGUCUGGCGAAGACAGCGACUCAGACAUGUGGGCCUCCGACACCGAUGAAUCGUCGGACGAAAGCUCGGAUGAUGAGCGAUACAAGGACGACCCAGCAGCCAAAUUCAGGAAGAAAGUGACCGAUAAAGAUGAUGAGAAAAAGAAAGACAAGAAAGAUCGGGAGAAAAAGACUCGUCCCAAGCGAGAGAAAGUGAAGGUUGUCGGCGAGGAUGGCUUUACAAUGAUUGUUGACAAGCCAAAACUCUUCAGCAAAGAAACCGAAAUCACUCAUGCCGUGGUUCUUAAGAAACUGAGUGAAAUCAUUGCCCAGCGCGGCAAGAAAGCCACCGAUCGGCAGGAGCAGAUUGAGUUGAUCGAAGAGCUGCGAGUGGUCGCCCGCCGUUCCGCACUGGGACCGGCUAUCGAAGUGAAGCUGAUUAUGAGUCUGGUCUCCUCGAUUUUCGACUACAAUCCCAAUGUGGCGUCCUUCAUGAAGCCGGACAUGUGGCGGCGUCUGCUGGAAGCCAUUGCCGACAUGGUGAAAUUCCUGCGCGAUCACCCGGAAGUGGAUGUGGGCGAUCAUAUCCCGGAAGAUCAGGAGCAGUACGAGGUUAAUGGACAGCCGCUGCAGGUGCACGGGAUGCCGCUGGCCCUCGUGGAACGGAUGGACGAAGAGUUUGUCAAGAUUCUGCAGAAUUGUGAUGCCCACUCGCCCGAAUAUGUGGAGAAUUUAAAAAGUGAAUUGAAAGUCUGCACCAUUAUCGACAGCAUGAUGAAUUAUUUGGAAUCCAAGGAUGCCGCCACAACUGAUCUGUGCCGCAUCUACGAACGACGGAUUGCCCAUACUUACUACAAGAUUGAUUACCGUUUCAUGGAUGCGGAAAAGAAGGGGAAUAAGAUUACGGGGGAAACAUCACUGGAUCUGAUGGAUCGUCUGUGCACCUUCAUCUACAACAACGACGAAACGGAUCGCAUCCGUACCCGGGCUAUUUUAAUGCGUGUGUACCAUUUGGCACUGCAUAAUCGGUGGUACGAUGCUCGUGAUUUGAUGUUGAUGAGCAAAGCGCAAGAGACGAUCCAGCUGGCGGAUCCACCAACGCAAGUGCUGUACAAUCGGGCGAUGGUGCAGCUGGGUAUCAGCGCUUUCCGUCAAGGAAAUGUCAAUGAAGCGCAUAACGCUCUUAUGGACAUUCAAAGCAGCGGUCGUCCCAAAGAGUUAUUGGCUCAAGGAUUGCUACCGGUGCGGCAGCACGAGCGCAGCGCGGAACAGGAGAAGAUUGAAAAGCGCCGCCAGAUUCCCUUCCAUAUGCAUAUCAACCUGGACGUCCUGGAGUGCGUCUACUUGGUGUCCGCCAUGUUCAUCGAAGUCCCGUAUUUGGCUGCGCAUGAGAACGACCAGCGUCGCCGCAUCAUCUCCAAAUACUUCUAUCAUUCUAUGAAGCAGAGCGAACGUCACGCCCUCUCCGGUCCCCCGGAAACGCUGCCCGAGUACGUCAUCGCCGCCAGUAAGGCCAUGAAGACCGGCGACUGGAAGAAGUGCCGUGAGCUGAUUCUGUCGGAGAAACUGGGCAAACGCGUCUGGGAUUUCUUUUAUGAGCCGGACAAGAUUAAGGCUAUGUUGGAGAGGAAGAUCCAGGAGAACAGUUUGCGGUGCUUCAUGUAUACCAAUUCCGCGUUCUAUGACUCCAUUUCGGUGAAGACGCUGGAAACCAUGUUUCUGCUGAGCAAGGAGGACAUUCUCAGUUUGAUUGGUAAGAUGGUCGUCAGCGAGAACCUGGCGGCCUCGGUCGAUGCCCCCAGCCAGACUGUGAUCAUGCACCGGACGGAACCCAGUCGGGUACAGCAGUUGUCGCUGCAGUUGGCUGACAAGCUGAUCAACCUGGUGGAGAACAAUGAAAGGAUGCUGGAGAUGAAGAAUCCGACCUUCCAGCGCCAGGGCAAGGGAGGCUGGCAGGAUCGCCGACAGUACCGUGAAAACCGAGAACAGCGUGAUCAGCGACAGCGUGAAGCUGCUGAAUACUGAGCUUUUGUAGGGCAGUUUUGUUAAUGUGCUGAUGCUUAUUAAUUUUAUAUUUAUUAAUAACUGUUUUUCAUGAUAUCUGUAGGUUUCCAGUUUUUCGCGUUCAUUGUAGGAGUGGUCUGCUUAACUGAAUAAAUCGUACAAGGGUAUAAAAA
Paramacrobiotus metropolitanus is the source of this 2937-nucleotide messenger RNA. RefSeq names its product eukaryotic translation initiation factor 3 subunit C-like. Gene Ontology annotation, cellular component: eukaryotic translation initiation factor 3 complex. The record is from RefSeq and is a predicted model, not a curated record. Gene Ontology annotation, molecular function: translation initiation factor binding; translation initiation factor activity; RNA binding. Lineage: Eukaryota; Metazoa; Tardigrada; Eutardigrada; Parachela; Macrobiotidae. The transcript is spliced from 6 exons. Bases 173 to 2785 code for a protein of 870 amino acids. Gene Ontology annotation, biological process: translational initiation.